Sapajus apella (tufted capuchin) is the source of this 1001-nucleotide messenger RNA. RefSeq names its product protoporphyrinogen oxidase-like. NCBI's taxonomy places the organism in Eukaryota, Metazoa, Chordata, Mammalia, Primates, Cebidae. The transcript has a single exon. The record is from RefSeq and is a predicted model, not a curated record. Gene Ontology annotation, biological process: heme biosynthetic process. Gene Ontology annotation, molecular function: protoporphyrinogen oxidase activity, oxygen as acceptor. Gene Ontology annotation, cellular component: mitochondrial inner membrane. Bases 10 to 855 code for a protein of 281 amino acids.
UCUCUAGCCAUGCACAGUCUCUGCCGUGGAGUAUUUGCAGGCAAUAGCCGUGAGCUCAGCAUCAGGUCCUGCAUUCCCAGUCUCUUCCAAGCUGAGCAAACCCAUCGUUCCGUAUUACUGGGUCUGCUGCUGGGGCCAGGGCGGACCCCACAGCCAGGCUCAGCACUUAUUCGUCAGGCCUCGGCUGAGCGCUGGAGCCAGUGGUCACUUCGUGGAGGUCUAGAGAUGUUGCCUCAGGCCCUUGAAACCCACCUGACUAGUAGAGGGGUCACUGUUCUAAGAGGCCAUCCAGUCUGUGGGCUCAGCAUCCAGGCAGAAGAGCGCUGGAAGGUUUCUCUAGGGGACAGCAGUCUGGAGGCUGACCAUGUUAUUAGUGCCAUUCCAGCUUCAGUGCUCAGCAAGCUGCUGCCUGCUGAGGCUGCACCUCUGGCUCGUGCCCUGAGUGCCAUCACUGCUGUGUCUGUAGCUGUGGUAAACCUGCAGUACCAAGGAGCUCAUCUGCCUGUCCAGGGAUUUGGACACUUGAUGCCAUCUUCAGAAGAUCCAGGCGUCCUGGGAAUUGUGUAUGACUCAGUUGCUUUCCCUGAGCAGGAUGGGAGCCCCCCUGGCCUCAGAGUGACUGUGAUGCUGGGAGGUUCCUGGUUACAGACGCUGGAGGCGAGUGGCUGUGUCUUAUCUCAGGAGCUGUUUCAACAGCAGGCACAGGAAGCAGUUGCCACACAAUUAGGACUGAAGGAGCUGCCGAGUCACUGCUUGGUCCAUCUACACAAGAACUGCAUCCCCCAGUAUACACUAGGUCACUGGCAAAAACUAGAGUCAGCUAGGCAACUCUUGGCUGCUCAGGGUUGCCCCUGACUCUGGCUGGAGCCUCCUAUGAGGGGGUUGCUGUUAAUGACUGCAUAGAGAGUGGGCGCCAGGCAGCAGUCAGUGUCACGGGCACAGAACCUAACAGCUGAUCUCCAACUCUCACUCAUGAAAAUAAAAGUUGCUGGAGCUUGAAA